Messenger RNA from Humulus lupulus (European hop), 549 nucleotides. Its product is annotated as secreted RxLR effector protein 78-like. The transcript has a single exon. The record is from RefSeq and is a predicted model, not a curated record. Bases 1 to 549 code for a protein of 182 amino acids. Lineage: Eukaryota; Viridiplantae; Streptophyta; Magnoliopsida; Rosales; Cannabaceae.
AUGAUCUUUCAAGAUCUUAUUAAAAAUUAUGGUCGAGCUAUUACUUCCCCAAGAUGUGCUAUAAAGAUUGAUUUGAGCAAGGCUUAUGAUACGGUAGAUUGGCAAUUCCUUGAGGAUCUCUUAAAAGCUCUCUAUUUUCCUAUGAAGUUUAUAGGAUGGAUUAUGAUGUGUUUAAGGAAUACUUCUUAUUCUUUACUCAUGAAUGGUCGUGUUCAAGGAAAAUUUAAGGGUAAGAAGGGGCUGCGUCAGGGAGAUCCAAUGUCUCCUCUUUUAUUUGUUCUUAUCAUGGAAUACUUGACUCGGAGGCUUCAACUAGUGGCUCUUGAUCCCUCUUUCAGAUUUCAUCCAAUGUGCAAGAGUUUAAAGCUUGUCAAUCUUUGUUUUGCUGAUGACUUGAUCAUCUUUUGUAAGGGUACUCAGUCGGCUGUUUUUUCCCUUAAGAUUGCGCUUGAUGAAUUCAGUUUGGCUACCAGUUUGACCAUUAAUUCAGCUAAGUCUCAAAUCUUUUUUGGAGGAGUUUCUUCUACUGUUCGGAAUGUCAUCUCUUAG